GUAAGCAAGUAUGUAUGUGUAUCUAUUGAUUUAUUUCUGUGUGUAUUGUGUCUGUCUAUCUGUGUGAAUGUGGAGAGUUUGGGGUGAAUCUUGCUUGAUACCUGAUGUGGAUGGAUUGCUGUGUGCCUCUCAGUGCAGCAGCCUGUCAGUCCAGACGGCAUUUGACAGCUGUUUCUCACUCCACAUAUUUACACAAAGGUGCUGACAGAUUAGCAGCAGGAGUGGGAACUGCAGUGGCUGUAACUCAUAUGACUUCACUGGUACCAAUCCAGACCACCUGGCUUCCCCAGGGACAGGCUUGUGUCACCCUGACCUUACCUCUACCUAUACAUCUACCACUGCACUACAUUUGGAAUCUGGUUGAGUACAUGUACUCAGACCCAAGCCUGAUGUGCUUGGUGGUGUAUCCUGAAAAUUUGGAGAUCCAGGAGAACUCUGUCACCAAGAACAUGCAAAUGAAUGUCAUUGGGUGGCUGAUGGCAGCUCCUCAAGUGAACCCAGAGAUCACUGGGCUAAAGUACAGCAAGAUGAGUGCCUUGGAGAAGCUGUGCCUUGAGUUGAAGGCUGCAGUCACCAUCAGAAAAGAGCAAAGCUACAACAAGUCAUCCAAGUACUUUGUCAAGAAGGUUUAUGUUGAAGGCAACCUCCUGCACUGCUCUCAGGAGAACAGUGGGACUCAUGACCGCCUCCAAGACCCACAGAGGAUUGGAAGGCAUAAAUUCAAUCUUGGAUAACUAUUGACAUUUAAAACUGGUGACUCCACUUGUCAGAUUGUAGGUGGGAAAGUUUUAGGGUUGAUUGAUGGGAACAUUGUUGAUCUAAAUUCUUUUUUGGUAAAGUACUGUAAAUCACUUGCAUGUGAAGUUUCAAAUGGAUGAAAUAGCAUGAAUGGUUUUGUAGUUGAAUUGUUCUUUGUAGCUGGAAAAAAAAAUUAGGGUCGAUUGAUGGGAAAACUAUUGUUCAAAAUCCUUUUAUUGUAAACUAGAUCAUGUACAUAGUUGUGAAAUUUUUUUGGAAAUGAAAUAGCAUGAAUGAUGAUGAUGUUGUUUGUGUUGUACUAUGGGUAAACCAUUGGAAAAAAUGUAGUAGUUAUGAACAAAAUUGGAUUAACUAAACAUCACUGAGGUUGUAGUUGUGAAAUUUUGGUGUAAAUUAAUGUAAACAAUGAAAUACUUUAAUAAUCAUUAAAGUUUUAAUCUUAUAUUAGGAGUCAUUGGAAAUUAGCUAAAAUAAACACCCUUAUAUUAUCUUAACCCUAUAAUGACUAACCAACUUUCCUCUCAAAUCAUAGCAUAGUUUUAACACAAGUAAACAGUGCACAGCUUUGCCAAAUGUUGUCAUAAAUCUGUGUUGGAAAUAUAGUCUUCAUCAAGCAUUA
Messenger RNA from Scylla paramamosain (green mud crab), 1378 nucleotides. RefSeq lists its product as uncharacterized. NCBI's taxonomy places the organism in Eukaryota, Metazoa, Arthropoda, Malacostraca, Decapoda, Portunidae. Bases 105 to 734 code for a protein of 209 amino acids. The record is from RefSeq and is a predicted model, not a curated record. The transcript is spliced from 3 exons.